This is a messenger RNA of Phlebotomus argentipes, 1352 nucleotides long. RefSeq names its product endoplasmic reticulum-Golgi intermediate compartment protein 3. Lineage: Eukaryota; Metazoa; Arthropoda; Insecta; Diptera; Psychodidae. Gene Ontology annotation, biological process: endoplasmic reticulum to Golgi vesicle-mediated transport; retrograde vesicle-mediated transport, Golgi to endoplasmic reticulum. The record is from RefSeq and is a predicted model, not a curated record. Bases 95 to 1276 code for a protein of 393 amino acids. Gene Ontology annotation, cellular component: Golgi membrane; endoplasmic reticulum; endoplasmic reticulum membrane. The transcript has 4 exons.
UUGGCAAUUUGCUUUGAUGGGUGCAACAUAAACACAGAGCGUGAGGAAUUUUAAUGAGAAUCUCUAAAAGUAUAUAUUCCUAGUGACUUUCAAGAUGCUAGACGUGCUGAAGCGCCUCGACGCUUACCCCAAAACCUUCGAGGAGUUUAGUUUUAAGACUUUAAUGGGCGCAAUUGUCACAAUUCUCAGUUCUGUGAUCAUUUGCGUGCUGAUCGUGAUGGAAGUGAAUGCAUACUUGACGCCAAACAUAUCGGAAGAAUUGUACGUGGACACGACAAGAAGUCACAAAUUGCAGAUCAACCUUGACAUUACUGUGCCGAAAAUCUCAUGUGAUUAUCUCAGUGUGGACGCAAUGGACACAGCUGGCGAGCAGCAUCUGCACAUUGAGCACAAUGUGUACAAACAGCGACUGGAUCUGGACGGGAAUGUCAUCACGGGUGACAAGCCGGUGAAGGAAAUGAUCACGUCAACGGUGAAGAAGGCCGAGCAGUCUACAGCCAAGCCUACUACUGAGAAGCCACCGGAGAACACGACUCCGGCUUGCGGCAGCUGCUAUGGCGCCCAGUUCAACAACACGCAUUGCUGCAACACGUGCCAGGACGUGAUCGACGCGUAUCGCGUGAAGCGAUGGAAUCCCAAUCCGGACGACUUCGAGCAGUGCAAGAACGAGCGCGCCUCGGGCAGGACGCACAGCGACAACGCGCUGAAGGAGGGCUGCCAGAUCUACGGCAGCAUGGAGGUGAACCGGAUGGGCGGCAGCUUCCACCUGGCGCCCGGCCAGAGCUUCUCCAUCAAUCACGUGCACAUCCACGACGUGCAGCCGUACACGUCCACCAGCUUCAACACGUCGCACGUGAUCAAUCACCUGUCGUUUGGCGAGCGCAUCAGCUUCGCCAACACGCAUCCGCUGGACCGGCUGAGCGCCGUGACGUCCGAGGGUGCCACGAUGUUCCAGUACUACGUGAAGAUCGUGCCGACGCUGUACGUGAAACGCGGCGGCGAGGCCGUGCACACAAACCAGUUCUCCGUUACGCGCCACCAGAAGGUAGUGUCCGUGGUCACGGGCGAGUCCGGUAUGCCGGGCAUCUUCUUCAGCUACGAACUGUCCCCGCUUAUGGUGAAGUACACGGAGAAGGAGAACUCGCUGGGCCACAUGGCGACCAACAUCUGCGCGAUCGUGGGCGGGAUCUACACGGUCGCCGGCAUCUUCUACUCCAUGCUGCACACAUCACUCAAUGCCAUCCGCAAGAAGAUCGAGCUGGGCAAGUUCAGCUGAACGCAGACACGCUUUUCGUGGACUGUAGUGACGAUCUGAUGCACUGACUUCCAAAAAUACAAAACUUUUACACCAA